AUGUCAAACGAAGCAUCUUUUCAUCAUCACGGUCCUAUUGUAGCCUAUUGUCCAGCCGAAGAUUCCAACCAGACCGGUAUAGUCACGUCUAGACGAGGCAAGAAAAAAGACUAUGGCCAGUCUAGCAGCAUUCGGCUUGCAGCGCACCAGGGAUCGGUGGCCCAAUCUGCAUCACUGUUGGCAUCCAAAAACAACGAUGAUGGCGAGAAGCAGACCUGGCAAUGCACUUUUUGUUACCAGCAUAUCGCACGUAAGUCCUGGCGGCGCCAUGAGGAAACACAACAUCGUCCCAAACGGAAGUGGACAUGCUUGCUUUCUGGGCCCAGGAUUACACUUCCCUCGCCGUCUGAUAAUGUCACACUCUGUGCCUUCUGUAUGAUAUCAAGUCCUAGCGAUCUGCACUUUGCACAAUGCCACCGCAUAGCUGAAUGUAUAAUCAAGGGCGAAGACGAAAGAACAUUCUUGCGACCGGAUCACCUACGUCAGCACGUCAGGAACUUCCACAAAGCGAAACUGAAUGAGACCAUCCGCGAUCUUUGGAGACGAGAAGGACCAGGCAACAACGCUGUGGAGAAUUGGGUUUGCGGUUUCUGCGAAAAGGUGCUGAAGACGUGGGAAGAUCGAGAGACACAUAUCGCAGGCCAUUUCAAGGAUGGUCUGACAAUGGCGAACUGGAAGGGAUACAUGCGACAGGAUUUUGAAGUUGAAGCAAGAAAGAAGAGGCCGACCUCGAGUGAAGGGAGACCUAAUAUGCUCUCAAAGAUAGCUCGGACACUUACUGGUCGGCCAGUACACCAACAGCAUCACUGUGAGUCACAUGGCCAGAACACUGACAAUCUCGUUGCCACACCAAUAUCCAUGGACACGGCCGGUCGAAAUCUGUGUUUGUUACCAGAGCUGAUCUUUGACAACUUCAUGCUGGGAGCAGGUGAUGAUUACUUCGACUCCAACAUUUCGGACUUUACUAGUGCGUACGAGCAAGACGCUGUUUCUGCUAGACGUCGCGACUCAGCAUUUCCCGGUGAGGGUGACCCCGGAUUUGGGUUUGAUAAUCUGGCGGAGGAUACCACUAGCGAAGACUUCUCGAAUUUCGACACGUUUGGGCUUUGGUAUCAGUAA
Messenger RNA from Alternaria burnsii, 1119 nucleotides. RefSeq lists its product as uncharacterized. The record is from RefSeq and is a predicted model, not a curated record. The coding region runs from base 1 to 1119 and encodes 372 amino acids. The transcript has a single exon. Lineage: Eukaryota; Fungi; Ascomycota; Dothideomycetes; Pleosporales; Pleosporaceae.